AUGACGUUGUGGAGAAACCGCAUCACGUUAUAUUCUCGGCUUGGCGUUGUCGCAGCAUGCGAAAAUUCAUUCUUUCCUUGUAAAAACUCGAAGUAUAAACAACAAGUGCUAGAUCUAGAACGACAGGAAGUGGUCAGAGUUUGUCAUUCGCUAGUCAAUUCCUCCAGGAUGAUGCAUUUUAGAAAGAAAUCGAGUAGUUCCGCCGGAUCCGACGGCAGUAAUGGGGGACACGGACGUACGCCAUCGGUGAAAUUGUCGAAAGAGGACCAGGAGAAGUUCAAGAUUCGUACUGCUUCGGUGGCAGAUCCGAUACUGGAGGCUGUUCAAGAGGCUCAACCUUUUGAGCAGGCUGCUGAGACGUUCCAGGACAACAUGAACCGGAAAUCGUACUUCUCGACAGAUGGGUCCGGAGUGCUGCGGGAUGUGUUUGGACAGCCGAUCCAUCAGCCAGACGUGUCGAACCCGACCAGGGCUAGAGAUGAGAGGCCUCUGGACACGAUCAGAGGCUUCGAGUAUGCUGUGUCAGGUGACCCUAGUUGGGGCCAGCAGCUAGAGACUCCCCAGUAUGGGUUCAGAGUGAGGCCUGACUUCCCACUGUUUGCGUCGAACCCGUACGGCGCCCAGGGGAUGGCUCCACAGCAGCCGACGUAUGCUGAGCAGGCAGUUUACCAGGCCCCGGUCGGCGAGGCUGUAUCCGGCCAGAAGAAGAAGAAGAGAGGGCUUUUCGGUAGAAAGAAGAAGAGCAAGGACUAG
Messenger RNA from Torulaspora globosa, 753 nucleotides. RefSeq names its product Gsr1p (gene GSR1). The record is from RefSeq and is a predicted model, not a curated record. Bases 1 to 753 code for a protein of 250 amino acids. Lineage: Eukaryota; Fungi; Ascomycota; Saccharomycetes; Saccharomycetales; Saccharomycetaceae. The transcript has a single exon.